CUAUAAUCCUGUCGGUUAUUAAUUAGCAAUCUCCCCCUUCACCCGUCCAACUCAAUUCAUUAAAUCCCUAGCCGGCCUUCCCUGUCAAAGUGCUCACCCCAAAAUUCACAAACCCAAAUCCAUUCAUUGAAGCUCCGAUGAAGUCUUCUUCCACACCACCUCCUCCGCAGCAGAAACCACAUGCCGUGCUGCUGCCGUUCCCAGCGCAAGGCCACGUCAACCCGUUUAUGCAGCUCGCCAAGCUCCUGCACGCCAGCGGCUUCCACGUCACCUUCGUCAACACCGAGCACAUCCACAGGUGGCUGGUCCGCACCAGAGGCCCCGAAUCCGUCAAGGGCCUCCCCGAUUUCCAGUUCCGGGCCUUCCCCGAUGGGCUGCCGCCGUCCGACAAGGACGCCACUCAGGACCCUCACGACAUCUGUCACGCCACGCAGCACUACUGCCUCCAACCGUUUAUGGAGCUCAUGAAUCGGCUCAAUUCAACCCCAGAAGAUCAAGAAGCAGUAAAAAUUCCUCCAGUUACUUGCAUAGUUUCGGAUGGAGGCAUGACGUUUUCCACCAAAGCUGCUCAACUGUUGGGCGUCCAGCACGCGACAUUCUGGCCGGCCUCUGCCUGCGCCUUCUUGGCGUAUCUGCAGUUUGAUGAGCUCAUCAGAAGAGGCAUCUCUCCUCUCCAAGAGGCCAACUUGACGGACGGAACAUUGGAAAGGCCUCUAGAAUGGAUCCCAGGAAUGAACAACAUCCGCCUCAGGGACAUGCCAAGCUACGCAACUACAAUGGCCGACGCCGCAGGUGAGCUGAUCUUGUUCCACACCAUAAAGAACGCGGUCAGGAACUGCCUGAAAUCGAGCGGGCUGAUCAUCAACACGUUCGAUGCCUUGGAAGGACCCGUGCUGGCAGCCAUCGAGGCAGAGUUUUCUGGUCAAUUAUACUCAAUCGGUCCGCUCCACUUGCUGGGGGAGCAGAUUGGUUCCGGAUCCGACGAAUCGAGGUCGAGGAUCGGCUCGAGCCUGUGGAAGGAAGACCUCAAGUGCGUGGAGUGGCUCGACGGGAGGGAGGCCGAGUCGGUUGUCUAUGUCAACUACGGAAGCUUCACUACUAUUUCGGCUGAACAGUUGAUGGAAUUCGCUUGGGGGCUUGCGGAGAGCAAGCGCCCGUUUCUGUGGAUACUAAGAGACGACGUUGUAAUGGGGGAUUCGGCCGUCCUGCCGGUGGAGUUCUUGGAGGAGAUCAAGGACCGUGGGUGCAUAGCCAAUUGGUGUCCGCAGCCGCAGGUGCUUUCGCAUCCUGCUGUGGCGGUUUUCCUGACGCACUGUGGGUGGAACUCGACGAUGGAGAGCGUUUCGGCUGGCGUUCCCAUGAUCUGCUGGCCGUUCUUCGGGGAUCAACCGACGAAUCGUCGGUAUGCUUGUAGCGAGUGGGGGAUUGGUGUGGAGCUCAGUGCUGAUGUGAAGAGGGGCGAGAUUGUGGAUCUCGUUGAGAGAGUGAUGAGUACAGAGGAAGGGCAGGGGAUGAAACAGAGGGCUCUGGAGUGGAAAAGGAGAGCAAGGGAAGCCAUUGAUGCUGGAGGGUCGUCCCUCAAUAGUUUCACAAGAUUCGUUGAAGAUCAUGCUACUGUGGUUGACAAUGGCGCCAACGCAUGAUAAUCAUCUUUACAGUCCAGUUGGGUGGGCUGGGGUUCUUGAUUUGGUAUGGGAAAAGGAAAGCAGAGGAAGUUUGUUGACGUUUCAAUAAUUUUGACUAUGGUCAAUGUUUCAAUAAUUGCACAAGAUUCGUUCAAGAUCGCAUCUAGUGAAUACUGAUGGUCAUUAAUAAUUUAACUAGAACGGAAGCCCACGUUACGCAACGAGCAUAAAUUAUUGCAACAUGA
Messenger RNA from Linum trigynum, 1870 nucleotides. Lineage: Eukaryota; Viridiplantae; Streptophyta; Magnoliopsida; Malpighiales; Linaceae. The record is from the annotation of a GenBank genome assembly.